AUGCCUCCAGGCCGUGAAACGGACCUAGCCGACUUGAUGGCGGAAAUGUCUGUUAGCGAGGACGCCUCGUCCUCGCUCACUUACGACUCCGAAGAAGGCGGCGUGUCUUCCGGCCAGGCCAGAAGCCAUGGCAAGCCCAUAUCGUCGUCUGGAGCCACACCGGGAUCAUCGACAGUACUACACCCUUCGCAUUCCUCGGUGAAAGCGUCUGGUAACUCGCCGUCGCAAACGUCGCCUCCAGUCGCCGUGAUGUCGUCUGGCGGGGUGCACGAGCUACUGGAGUGUCCCGUCUGCACCAACUCCAUGUUCCCUCCCAUUCAUCAGUGCCCCAACGGCCACACGCUGUGUUCGCACUGCAAGGCGCGCGUGCACAACCGCUGCCCCACGUGCCGCUACGAGCUGGGCAACAUUCGCUGCCUCGCGCUCGAAAAGGUCGCCGAGUCCCUCGAGCUGCCCUGCAAGCACCACACGCUCGGCUGCCCAGAAAUUUUGCCUUAUUACUGCAAGGUGAAGCACGAGGCGCUGUGCGCGUUCCGGCCGUACUGCUGCCCGUACGCGGGGUCGGAGUGCGCGGUGACGGGGGACGUGCUGGCGCUGGUGGCGCACCUGCGGGAUGAUCACAAGGUGGACAUGCACAAUGGCAGCACGUUCAACCAUCGCUACGUCAAGCAGAACCCGCAGGAGGUGGAGAACGCCACGUGGAUGCUCACGGUGAGUGAGAGAGUCGUGUCCUCGUUUCCAUUUCCCAGAUG
Closterium sp. Naga37s-1 is the source of this 752-nucleotide messenger RNA. The record is from the annotation of a GenBank genome assembly. Lineage: Eukaryota; Viridiplantae; Streptophyta; Zygnematophyceae; Desmidiales; Closteriaceae.